AUGAGAAAAAACAACAGCGUGCAUGGAUCAACAGUUCAGCACCUGACUGAAGCUGCAGUGAACUGCACGCUGUCGCAAAAUGGAACUGAGAGUUCAGCAAUGUAUCUUGACGCAGUCACUGAACUUGCAGGUGUGCACCUCUUCUGUUCUCCGCGGCAAGGCUUUCCACGCUCAUUUUGGUCGGCCAUCAUCAGAUCAGAAGCCAACGGCAACGGCGUGGCAUCGCCAGACAUGGUCAGCAAGCAUAGCAAGGAGGAGCUCAUUGCUUUCUUCAGAGACAUUCAGACCUCCAUUGCCGAGAGCUCGCCUAAAGCUUCCAAGAGGACGAGGAAGCAGCCACCUGAUCCGUUAAAAGAGGUCCACAGGAGGGAGCAGUCACACUGUAUGUCCAAGCCGAACGAUGCUGGAGUUGAAUUCUUUUCUAAAAUGGGCGUAUUACAGCUCAUUAGUCCUCCUGCAAGCACAUGCUGUUUGUUUUCUAACUCUAGAUCAUACAUGCUUUUUAUCAUGUUGUGA
Messenger RNA from Miscanthus lutarioriparius, 516 nucleotides. The record is from the annotation of a GenBank genome assembly. Lineage: Eukaryota; Viridiplantae; Streptophyta; Magnoliopsida; Poales; Poaceae.